This is a messenger RNA of Mauremys reevesii (Reeves's turtle), 8093 nucleotides long. It is a transcript of the gene MTCL2, whose product is annotated as suppressor of glucose, autophagy associated 1. The record is from RefSeq and is a predicted model, not a curated record. Gene Ontology annotation, biological process: regulation of autophagy; insulin receptor signaling pathway. The transcript has 15 exons. Lineage: Eukaryota; Metazoa; Chordata; Testudines; Geoemydidae. The coding region runs from base 195 to 4790 and encodes 1531 amino acids.
CCGGGGCGGAGCCGCCGCCCCCCCUGAGCCUGACGGACAGCAGCUCGGAGGGCUCGGACUGCAGCGCCUCGGAGGAGGCCAAGCUGCUCUCGCUGGGGCUGAGCGGCAGCGACCCCGAGUCCCCGGGCAGCGCCUCGGCUCUGCCUGCCGGCCAGGGCAUCUCGCCGCCGCCCGACGAGCCCUCCGCCGCCUCCAUGGCCAGCAGCCGCCUGCAGCUCAGCACUUCGCUGGCCUUCUCCGACCUCACCGAGGAGCUGCUGGACGCGGGGCAGGAGGGCCUGGCGCGGGAGCUGGAGGAGCUGCGCUCCGAGAACGACUAUCUCAAGGAUGAGAUCGAGGAGCUGCGCGCAGAGAUGCUGGAGAUGAGAGACGUCUACAUGGAGGAGGAUGUGUACCAGCUGCAAGAGCUCCGGCAGCAACUGGACCAGGCCAGCAAGACGUGUCGCAUCCUGCAGUACCGGCUGCGCAAAGCGGAGCGCCGCAGCCUGCGCGUGGCACAGACUGGACAGGUGGACGGCGAGCUCAUCCACAGCCUGGAGCAAGACGUCAAGGUGGCCAAGGAUGUCUCUGUGCGGCUCCACAACGAGCUGGAGGUGGUGGAGAAGAAGAGGAUCAAGCUGGAGGAGGAGAAUGAAGACCUGCGCCAGAGACUGAUUGAGACAGAGCUGGCCAAGCAGGUGCUGCAGAAUGAGAUGGACAAACUGCGUGAGAAUUCAUUGAAGAAAAGGGGAUCUCGUUCUGUGGGGAAGACUGAAAAGAAGCCUUCAGUCCAGGAUGACAGCGCAGACCUAAAGUGUCAGCUGCAUUUUGCGAAAGAGGAGUCAGCUCUGAUGUGCAAGAAACUAACGAAGUUAGCCAAGGAGAAUGACAGCAUGAAGGAGGAGCUGGUGAAAUACCGCUCCUUGUACGGGGACUUGGAGAGCUCUCUGUCCAUAGAGGAGCUGGUGGACUCCCCUCAUUCGCGAGAGGCAGAACUGAAGGCUCAUUUGAAGCUCGUUGAGGAAGAAGCCAACAUCCUGAGUCGGAGGAUCGUGGAGCUCGAGGUUGAAAACCGUGGGCUGAGGGCAGAGAUGGAUGACAUGAAGGGACAAGGUGACAGAGAGCUGAUGGGGCAGGACAUUCGGUUUGCUUUCUCCUCCACCAGCUGUGGGGACUCUGGGGAGAGCCAGGUGGAACUGAGGCGACACCUGCAGUUCGUGGAAGAGGAGGCAGAGCUACUGAGGAGGUCGCUGAUGGAGCUGGAAGACCAAAACAAGCUCCUCAUGAAUGAGCUGAACAAGUACAAGUCGGACCACGACCUGGACAUUACCCUGUCUGAGGACAGCUGCUCGGUGAUCAGCGAGCCAUCUCAAGAGGAGCUGGCCACGGCCAAGGUGCAGAUCAGUGAGCUCAGCGGUAAGGUGAAGAAGCUGCAGUACGAGAACCGCGUGCUGCUCUCUAACCUUCAGCGCUGCGACCUGGCCUCCUGCCAGACCAUGAGGCCGAUGAUGGAGACCGACGCUGAGGCUGGCGAUUCUGCGGACUGCAUCCCCACCCCUCUCUGGAGAGAGGUGCCCAUUGGAGGAGAGAAUGAUGCCAAGGACCGCCCUGAGAGAGGGCCCAGCAAUGGCAACGGGAAGUCUCAGGACAACAGCCCCACCCGGCUGUUCAAAUCCAAGGACUUGGAGACUCUGCUCGGCAUCCGGGACCAGGCCGCACUUGUUAGCAAAGCCAUCGACGUCUUGAUUUCUGACUCCAAUGGCUUCACCUCCAGCCUGAAGGUGUGUCUGGACAAUGACUGCAUGGAUCUGGUGCUGAGUGAGCCAGUGGAUAACAACAGUGAAAGCACCAGUGACUCCAAGCUGAUCAACAUGAUCUUCGUGAGGCUCCGCGUCCUGCAGCAGGAGCUGAGCUCCUUCAUGAGGAAGGUGGAUCACAUUGGGGACUGCUGGAAAGAGCAGAUGGACCCUUUCUCCUUCCUGCCCAGCUGCGGCGCCCAGGACUCUCCUAAAGGAGCACUGCACAAAGAGCACAGCUCCGACUUCCAGCAGCCAGACUUUAGGGACGGCCCGGACUGGGACGCCGCGGGGAGCCGACCCCAUGACCUGUACUGCAGCAACAACACCAUGGACGUGGACUCCAAUGUGAAACUCCCCAGGAAUUACAAGCCCUACCGACCUGACGAGAACGACUCCUAUGUCACCGAGAUCAAGGAGCUGCAGCUGGUGCUGGCUGAAGCCAACGAGAGCCUGCGGGGCCUGCAGGAGCAGCUUGCCCAGGAGAGGCAGCUGAGGAAGGAGGAGCUGGAGAACUUCUCCCAGAAGAUCUGCCAGCUGCAAGAAGACCAGCAGAAGGCUCUCCUGAGGCGGGAGUUUGAGCUGCAGAGCCUGAGCCUCCAGAGGCGGCUGGAGCAGAAGUUCUGGAGCCAGGAGAAGAACCUCCUGGUGCAGGAAUCUCAGCAGUUCAAGCAGAAUUUCUUGCUUCUCUUCAUGAAGCUCAAGUGGUUCCUCAAACGCUGGAGACAGGGGAAAAUCCUUCACAGUGAGGGCGAUGGCUUCUUGGAGGUGAACAGCAUGAAAGAGCUGUACCUGCUGAUCGAGGAGGAGGAGCUCACCCCACAACAGCAGGCCGAUAACAAGACGUGUGCCGGAGACAUCUGGACCCAGAACACGCCCAAUGAGUACGUCAAGACCCUGGCAGACAUGAAGGUGAUCCUGAAGGAGCUGUGCACGGAGCUGCGUGAGGAGAGGCGGGGCAUGAAUGAGCUGCAGCUGCAAUUUGCCAAGGCCAAGGCUGCCUGGGAGGUAGAGCGGACUGAGCUCAAGUGCCACAUCGCCCAGCUGGAGUCAAAGGUUGGGAAAGGGGUCCCAGAGCGAGCCCCGUCGGACUGGAAAGUGGCUCUGAAGAGGGAGCGAGAGGAACACCAGCACCUCCUGGCCGAGUCCUACAGCGCGGUCAUGGACCUCACCAAGCAGCUGCAGAUCAGUGAGAAGAACUGGAACCAGGAGAAGCUGGAGCUGCUGGACAGGUUCAAGGACGAGCAGCAGCAGGCAGAGCAGCAAGUGAAAGAACUGCAGAACAAAAUCAACCAGCUGCAGAGGGGAGCCGACCGGUGGGCCAUGGAGAAGCAGGGCAGCAACUGGAAAGAGACGCUCAACGAAAAGAUCACCGACAAAGAGACCGUUUCUGAAACAGACCCCAAGGGAGCCAGUUUAAAAAGGACGAAGUCCGUUUCCUCGAUGUCCGAGUUUGAAAGCUUGCUCGACUGUUCUCCCUACCUUCCAGGCAAGACCAGCCCUGUGAUCGCUGACCACGCGCGAGGCAAGGUGUCCCCAGCCACACAGCUACUGCCUAAUGGCAUAACAGACCCUGCAGGAGUCCACCCCAAAAACUGUACGUAUGUGACUACAGAGCAACCUGCCCCUGAGAGCCUGGCAAAAGAGAAGCUGAACAUUUCCUCAUGGGAUUAUUCACGGGCAAGCAACCUCUCUGGGCAGGAUCCGGCCCAGAAGCAAAUGCAGAGGAGCUACACGGCACCAGACAAGACCGGGAUCCGCAUCUAUUACAGCCCUCCGGUGGUGCGAAGACUGGAGGCGCCGCUAAUCCACAAUAAGGAGGGGAAGAUCAUGACUGAGCCGGGCUUCCUGUUCACAAUGGCCAAGCCGACAGAGCUGGAGGAAUCUGACCGCUCGGAGAAUACGUACAGCAGGUGGCUGUGCAACUUCUCCAAGCAGCACCGCGAGCUGCUGGACAGCCGCAGUGCUGACAAGGCUGGGCCUUCUGGCCCCAGGUUCCCAACCUCCCUGCACGAUUUUGAGAUUUCCGGCAACAUGAGCGACGACAUGAAAGAGAUCACCAACUGCGUGCGGCAGGCCAUCCGCUCCAGCUCACUGGAGAGGAAGGUGAAGAGCACCUCCAGUCAGACCACAGGGCUGACAACCGUCGGAACCCAGACCAUUCAGAUGGUGAGCAUCGGCUUGCAGACAGACACGCCCCGGGGAAACCUCCACAGCAAGAGCUGGUCCCCACGCAGCUCCUCCCUGAUGUCUGUGCGUAGCAAACAGAUUUCUUCGUCUCUGGACAAAGUCCACUCCAGGAUCGAACGGCCCUGUUGUUCUCCCAAGUAUGGCUCCCCGAAGCUCCAGAGACGGUCUUCCUCCAAGCUCGACAAUUCAAAGGACAGAAGCCUGUGGAACCUUCAUCAGAGUAAGCAAAAUGGGUCGGCCUGGGCUAGGUCGACCACAACCAGAGACAGCCCGGUCCUCAGUAACAUCAACGAUGGCCUGUCCAGCUUGUUCAAUGUUGUGGAGCAUUCUGGGAGUACAGAGUCCAUCUGGAAACCAGGCUGUCCAGAGAGCAAAGCCAAGCCAGAAGCCCCGAAAUACGGCAUCGUGCAAGAGUUCUUCAGGAAUGUGUGCGGGAGGGCUCAGAGCCCCACUUCUGCCCCAGAGAAGAAAGAAUCACCGGGAGAUGAUGGCACCAAAAAGCAGGAUCACUCCCAGCCGCCCACCUGCCAUCCAUCUGAAAAUGUCUCCCGGAGCUUAAACAAGAAACUCCCGAAGCAAAGCAGCAGCGAGGAGCCCAAGGUGUCUUCCCCGAACCAGGGGAGCAAAGAUGGGACCCCAAGGGACCUGGACAUCACAUCUGUGAUAGCCAAUGAGGACACAGCAUGCGACUGCAGCUCCCAGUCCCUCACCUCCUGCUUCGCCCGGCCCUCCCGCUCAGCUGUGCGGCACUCCCCUUCCAAGUGCAAGCUGCAUCCCUCUGACCCCAGCCGGGCGGAGGAGAAGGCAGGGCCUCUGAGUGAGUGAGUGAGGGCAGCGGGGACUGGGCUAAGCCGUGUCUGCUUUCUGCGGUCCUGACGAAAGAGCACGCUUCCCGCCUGUGCCAGCUCCACCGCAGCCUGCGGGACCUGCCAGCCCUGAGAGAGCUGUGCUGGGUCUCAGUGGGCCCCUCACUCUCGCAGAGACACAGGCACAUGCACAUCUGUCUCCUAACUGUUCCCCAGCUGAUGGAGGCGCUUAAGAAGCAGAUGCUGCAGGAUAGUCGGGAACGGAGGCUUCCGGCAUUAUGCCUGGACCUGGUUCCAGGGAUGGAGGGGAAGUUACUCUGGGUGGGUGUCUCCUGACCCCCAAGAAGUAGCCUGCCAACCUCACUGCUCCUGCAAGGGAAGGAUGAUUCCAGGAGCGAGGAGGGUGGGGUGGGGAGCUCUGUGCAAUUUCCAUAGCCCUUCCAGGCUCCUCAGAGACCUGCACUUCAGGGAGAUGGACUGUUCCCAGGCAGCCGGCGGGGGGUGGGGGGAAUGAAGAGAUGGGCCCUGCCUGCCCUGGGAUGUGGGAACUGGGAACUACCACCCUGCAGCAGCCUCUGGAAAGCUGGCAAAGCCAAGGCCCCGAGCCUGGGAUUCCUUGGGGCCGUGCUGCUGACAAGCGCCCUGGAGAGGAAUCAGCAGCAGAAGCGCAGAGAGCAGCUGGGUCAGCGCUCAGAGGAAAUGCCCCAGGCAUACUGUCACUGCACUUCACAGCCAGGGCUGUGGGCCGGGGGUGUGCCCUGUGGGGCAUGCUGUAUAAUGCUGAUUGAUGGGUGUGAGGCUCUUUCACUGUGUCGCCUCCCUUGUCAUUUUGUCUUCGAGUGGCACUGGCACACCCCUUCACUGACACGGCCCCUCUCCCCUGCACCUGGGGGCUUUGUGCACACCCAGCCCAGGCCCAGGGUGGAUUGCCCUGCUGUUGCAUCAGCUGAUGCCGUGCUAGGCUCACCUGCUGUGCUGGAAGGAUGCCAAGGGGAGGAUCCUGGGGGCAGGCACAGGGCACGUUCAGGCCCUUCUCCUCACCCAAACAAUGUUUAAUUCCCCACCCCAGCACCAGAGUGGCCAGUGGCUGAAGCAAGCUGCCCCCCUGGAAUGCUCACCGAGCUAGCGUGCUGGCCGAGUGGCUAUGGGGCUCCCUUUGUCUCUGGCUCGCCUAGCUGGAUCCUGGCUCAGAAGCUGUGCAGCCGCUUGGCCUCUGAAAGCCUGAUCUCAGGAGGCACAGCCAAAGGCAGAUGGGAACAGGAGAAAAUGCAAUGCGGGGGUGGGUAGACUGCAGUAGAGAGGGGACCUAGCAGCCUUGCAGAGCCUAGGCCAGUAGGAAGUACAGCACGCAUUCUCCCUUCUCCAGGGGGCUGUGCAGGAGCAGAGAGAGAGAGAGAGUGUCUGUAUGUGUGAAUGAAUGUUUGUGUGUUCUCCCUUCCCCUCCUCUCCCCUCCCCUCCGGAGCAUUAGGCCGAGAGCACUGAAACCCUGGGGACAAGAUGAGCCAGGCCUGUGUUCCCCCGCAGCUGGUCUGAGCAAGGUUCUAACCAAGGUGGCAGCAUUUCCCUAGGUUGUGUCCCACCUAGUGUCUGGCAGGUCUCGUUGGACACGGAGGGUCAUCUGGGUCUCCUGGUUCUCACUAUUUAAGGUAUUUGUUCAUGGUUUAUGAUGCAAUUCGCAGAGGUCCCCUCAGGGUUAUUUGUUUGUGUGUUUGGCCUGAUAGCCUGGACCUUGCUGUGGUUGUGUCUGACUGUGCCAGUCGUGGGAGAUCGAACGGGGCGGUGUCGGUUGGAGGGGUGUGUGUGUGUGUGUGUGUGUGUCGGUCGGAGGAGGCAGAGGGCAGCAGGGCCACAGCUGGAAUUCAAUCUGAUGUUCCCCAACCAUUACCGGGAGCCUGGCUCUGACUCAGUGGCCAAACAGCUCUAAGACCCCUAAUUCUGCCCAGGAGCUCAUGCUGGCCCCUCAAGGACCCCCGCACUCACUUCUUCCUAGCCCUUCUGCUCCCUUCCUCAGUGUGGGUGCUGCAUUCUGGCUCGUGUCCUCCGUUGGGACGGGGAUUCCUCCGCACAUGCACUGCUGCCUCCAAGGCCAAGCAUUUGUGCCUUAGCACGGGUUAGCCACCACAGUAACAAGAGUGGUGCAAGUACCUGGGCCAGGGUAAUCCCUGGUGUAGAGAGCCAGGGCUGCCUUUGUCCCAGUGUGAUUCUCACCCGAGGCUUAGCACCCAACUUGCUAUGGUUGCCCAGCACUAAAAGUUCCAGGACUUAGUGAGCUGUGACAGGGAACAGACUCCAUAAUAUCACUGAUACCACUGAGCUAUUUGCCCUUCCAUUGGGCCUUGUGCACUAGAGGAAGGGGGGGGGGGCAUUUGGACUUUGUAUUAAAGGUGCAGAAACAGUCUCCAAACUCCUAUUCCAGGCAGCUUUAUGUGGCACCAGGCAGGCCUGGAGAGCUCUCAGACCAAGCCCUGUUAAUGAGCUCUAAUUAAAUAUCCCUGAACCUCUGGUGGUCAUAGCAGCAGGUGCUGGGCCAGGCCAGGGCCAGGCUCACUUAGCAUCAAAGGCAAGGUUGCUGCGGCUUUCACCAGCUUUGCAGCAGGUUCUGGGGAGGAAUCAGCAGAGCAGAAUCUGCCGGGCUGGGCCGUGCAGUUUGUGCUGGCAAUGCAGGCCACAGCUCGCGGGCAAAACCCAGAGCAGACUGCAGCUGCCAUCGGCUUGACUAGGCUGUGCUGCCCAGGGAGCCUGCAGCUCCCAGCAUGCCCCGCUCCAGCUGGAGCUGAGCAGGGACUCUGGGGGUCUUGGGCCCCCCUGUUGUACUAAAGGCUAGGGCAGCUUGGGGUCACAGUGCAUAGACCUGCAUGGCAGCUCUCUGGCCUCCCUCUGCUAAAGCUUCCCAGCUAGUAACAUUUGACUCCCACUUUGCCCAGAGCUGAGUGAAGGGCCCGGGGAUCAGAGCAUGUUCCCUGAGCCCCCUUCAGACACAGCGUUUAUUGCACCCUUCUGUGUCUUCUCCCUGGGGCCGUACUGAGCAGCUGCUCCGCCCAUGGAGGCAGGGUGGCAGGCAGGGCAGCCCUAUGCGCCGUUCCCCUGCUCUCUGCUGCCAGGCGCCUGGAUUAACUGCUGGAGCAGCCAUCAGGGCUGGGGGGGAUUUGCCAUCUCUGGCCAUUAGUAAACUGAGAGGAUUGUGGGUUUUUUCCCAAGAACUCUAGUUCUAACAGGAAUUAAUGCAGGGAAGAGCUCUGGCCUGUGGUAGGCAGGAGGCCAGUCUAGAUGGUCACAACAGUCCCCUCAGGCCUCAGAAUCUUAAACAUCCCAGCACCUCCC